AAUCUCACCAACAUGUGGUAUCUCAGACUCAGAGCAGUUGCAACAGUUGGCCCAGUUCUGUAUUUCUAAUUUAUUUAUUUCUAACGGUUUUCCUAUUUUUGGAUGGUGCACAGGAAGUUGUGUAAUUUUGACCCAGGCCUGAUGACGAACCCCCUGCUGCUUGUGGUUCUGGUUUGAGAUUGAUGUGCUAUUCUGACUCCUCGAAUGUAAAAGGAGGAGAAGGAUGUGUGGUGAAACGAAUGAGAUCUCCGGGGACAUUCCCGUCGAUCUGGAACGAUGUGUCAAUCGUCUAAGGAACACGAAUCCCGAAAAAUUCCAGGAACUUUGCAAAAUGCAUUUAUCAUUCUUAUUAGACUUUCCUUCGAUAGAAGAAUUCUUGAGUGAUCCAUUCACGAACACUACAGCUGAAGUGACGUCAAAAAAUAAGAAGCUUUUUACGCCGUUUUCAAAGAGGAAAAAUAAAUGUUUACAAAAUAUUGGUGCUGCCCUCACAGAGAACUCAAUAAACCAAAUAUACCAACUAGUGCAAUAUCUAGGAAGACCACACAAUAUUAAACAAGAAGGGUUAUUCCGUAAGACAGGACAUCUGAACCGACAGAAAGUGCUAAAAGACCGUCUCUACGCCGGCCAACCACUCCAGCUCGACAAUGGCGACUUCAGCGCCCAUGACUGUGCCAAUGUGCUAAAAUGUUUCCUUGGGGAUUUGUCCGAACCCAUCCUGAAGGACCGCUUCUACGAGGCUCACUGUCAAGUACCAGCCAUGUUACCUGAGAACGCGACGACGGACGAUCGGUUCACACCAGAACUGAUCCAGCUCAAAGUCACCAAACAACUCAAGACGGUGCAGUUACUAUUCCACCUCCUCCCCGCGGAGAACUCCACUGUGCUAGAAUGUAUCCUCAAGUUGUUACACAAAGUCGCCGAAGAGGAAGAAAAUAAGAUGACGGCCGAGACGCUUGGGACACUCUUUGCACCUCAUAUCUUGUGUCCAAGAAAGAUUACUGCUAAUGAGCUCCACGCCGCAUCCAAGAACAUCACACGUGCUAUGUCAUUCAUGAUCCGCCACACGCCAACCCUGCUCCAGAUCCCGCGAGAUCUCGCCCAGGAUAUUUCGACGUACUGGAAGCAAAUGGAAGAGGAGCCGGUAUCUCGUCCGAGCAGCAGAUCAUCUGAAGAUGAUCCAGAUCUUGCUGUGGAUACAUUCGGACUACGUCAUCAAGAAUCUGUUGUCAUCAACACGUGUGUGCAAUUCGUUGACCGUAAGGGGUCUCAAGAAGCGUCUGAGAAAACGGACACGGAAGUUGCCCUUGCUCAGCUUUACGCUUAUGUGCAAUCUUUACCUGAGUCGAGCAAGAAGAGGAAAUUAUUGAAACAGUUUAACAAGGCUAACAACCCAUAUGGCGCCGGAUUAUCCACAACGAACCCAUCCACUCCCUCAUCUAUCAAACACAAGCGUACAAAGUCUAUUGGAGCGUCCCUAAGAAAAAAGUUCACCAAGAAAAGGGAGAAAGUUGACUUUGGCACAAGCACAUACCGUGGCUUCAACUUGUCGAAUGAUUAUGGUCUGAGCAACAACAGUGAGAACAUGCUUAACUGCUCCAGUAUAUCAAGUGAUAACAUCCUUUCUAGUCAACUAACACCCCUUGAUAAACAAUACUAUCACUUGCGAAGUCUAACAUGCCCCCGGCCAAGGACACCUUGUACUCGAACACCUGUCACACGGUUAUUCAGUAAUGAACAUGAUAAGAAAAGUGUUAAGAGUUCAAACGACAAAGUCUGCAUCGUCGAUCUGAACCUGUCUGCACCCCUCCUGUCUCCCCCGGACACACGCAAACGUAAACCCCUCGAGGAGAGUGUCUUGAACCGACUCAAUGAAGCAUGUGAACCACCGGCAAAAAAGGAGAGGCGCUUCACCGAUGAAGUUGGAAAGAAUAUUGAGGCACUGUUGUCCCCUAUCCCACACCAGUCUUCCUUAGGCAGACGUAAUAUGCUCACCCCACGCUGCAGAGUUCCGAUCGUCAUGUGCCAUUCACCCGAUCUUUUGAACCAGGAAACCCGCUGUUCACCGUUGAAGUUCUCCAAGCUCGCAUGGCAGUGAGGUCAGAGGUCAAGGAACUAUCGAUCAUGGGUGCUUUUGGGGGGCCUUCUCCACGACGCUAAACGUUCACUGCUGCAGAGAAGACUCGGCGUAAAGGAAUUUGACAAUUUUAUUCCAAAUCAAGAAAGUCAUUUGGAAAAAAGCAUAACAGGAACUAUUCAUGGAUGACUGAAAUAGACAUUCAAGAACAAUUUCAUGUUAAAUCUUAAUCGCAAUCAGUGUCCUCAGAAAGAUUUUGAUUCAUUGGCCGGUUACAUCUCUAGUUAAAUUCUUCAUUGUUCAAGUUGGAAAUUAAGAAAGUAAAGAUUUAUUGAAAAUUAAGUGCAAUACUUAGUGCAUAAAGAUGUUAAUUUAGUUUAGCACAAGUAGGACAUAUAGUUAGAUGUCAGGUUGUAGAUUUAGGUUAUUGUAGUGGUGGAGAUGGUGGAGAUGAACCCCCAGUUUGUUCAACUCACUUUGCCAGAAGAACAUGUUCAUUCAUGGAGAAACCCCUUGUUACGUCAUUGUUUUUCUUGCAAGGUUUGUUGGCCACAAACAAUGAUAUCGUGCAAAUUGCUUAGAGAAUAUUCCCAACUGCCAAAAUACAUGUAUGUAUACUGCCAGCUAGCAGCAGAUUGAGGAAUUGAAGAGUUGAGACUGGUCUGGCCUUCAUCGAGUUGUAGUAAGUUUGGAAAUACUGUUCUUUAUCAAUGUUUUAUUCUGCUUUUUAAAUUCAAUUCCACAGAAGGGGUUGGCUAUUGAAACUCAAGCUUUCUUUCCAUGAAUCAGCUCUUGGCAUUUGUGCUCAAAAUCUCUUCAUUUGAAAGAGAUAUAAAAUCUUUUAAAAAGAUUCUAUAGCAAUUUGUUCUGUUAAAAUUUUGCUUCCAAUCAGACAUUUGGAAGUUUAAGGAAAGUGUAGAAUCAAGUUAUGGCUUUUUGCUUUCACAGCCUUUUAGAUUUUUACUGUUAAAAGUUUAUAGUUCAUUUUAAUCACACUUGUAAAAUAUCUCCUUGUUGAAAAUUCUUUUAUGAUUUAGAAUCUUUGACCAUCGUUUUCAUUUCUCCAGAGACUGGUUCUGUCUGCAUUGUAACAUUUUUCUGUUGUCAAUGAAAAUUUCUGUAAAAGGCUACAUUAAACUUGGCGAAAUAAUAAAACUUGAGUAAAAGCAGUACCAUGUUGUGCUGAGUUUGGGCCAAGUGUAAGCAAUUUAGAUUAAAUCAGAAAACAUAAUGUGUGGUUUUUUAAAAGGAGAAAACAGAUGUUGUGUGAAUGUUUUUGUUGUGAUUGUUGGAAUGAGUGUGAUUCUGUGCACGUGAAUGAAAUGUUGUAUAUAGCUUUGGCUUAAAGGUCAAAAAUAGAUAAUAUCUCUUUCAAUCGAUCUAGAUGUACUACUACACGAUACAAGAUCUAGAUGUACUGGUACACGAUAUUGUAUCAUUUUUGAUUAACUAGAAGUAAAAUUAUCAAAUCAAUCUAUGUGCUUUUAAAAUUCCAUAAUCAUCAAUGUUGUACAUAGUGACAUAGUAUUUGUGAAUUAUUUGUUGUGAAGAUUGCUGUUGUAAUCUGACUACUUAAUUGGCCAACAGUUUUUUUUCUGAUGAUUCACUCCAAAAUUCCUCUGUGAGACAUUCUUUAAUCAUUGUCCCUUGCAGUGAAUUCCUGUUAGCAUAGUCCAAUAGAGGUUCUUCAAGUGACGUCACAAUGUGACGUUUUGACGGCACCCUGCCAAUGCAUUUCCUUUUCGCCGAGACCACGUGUGACGGCCAAUGUGGCAGUGCAAAACAAUUGGUAACGUCAUCAUGUGACGUCAGUGAAGAACUUGUAUAGAAUUUUAUUUGGCAAAAAUACACAGAAUACAUAUUAUAAUUAAAGAGUAUCUGAGCUGAAUAUACACAGAAUACAUAUUAUAAUUAAAGAGUAUCUGAGCUGAAUCUUUCCAGCAUCAUAAGCCUCGUUGAUUACAAUAAAUUUGGUUUCGGUUUUUCAAUACUCAAUUAAAACAUUAUUCUCAAUACAGCAGAACCUCUCUGUGAAGGACGUCCCUCGGGCUGACAAGUGCUGUCCUUAAGAGGUGUCCUGAUUAGAGUGGUUGAAUGGAAACAACCAAUUUGGUGCCAAAACUAGUGUCCUUAUAGAGAGGUUGUCCUUAAUAGAGAGGUGUCCACUAAGGGAGGUUACACUUUAUAUCCAUAUCCUUUUUCAUGACAGGGGAUUGUAGUGCACAUUUUACUUGGCGAAACCUGAACACCAAGUUCAUCAAGCGGGUGCCGUUACAUAGUGUUGAAUUGUUGUGACUACGUGAUGUAAAUUUUAGUGGAAAUCAGCACCGCCAGUUGGUAUGCCCAAUCUGGCCCUAUUAUUGACCGAAAAGAUAACCAUGUCUUUGAGAAGUAAGGAUUAUUGUAGAUUUUGUAUUUAGACUUCUAUAGGAACUGCUUGCAUUUGUGUAUAUCUGUUGUUUUUGUAAAUUUGGUUCCAGUCAAGCACUGUACAAAAAAGGAUGAGCACUGUCAGCUAA
Messenger RNA from Lineus longissimus, 4596 nucleotides. RefSeq names its product rho GTPase-activating protein 19-like. Gene Ontology annotation, biological process: signal transduction; regulation of small GTPase mediated signal transduction. NCBI's taxonomy places the organism in Eukaryota, Metazoa, Nemertea, Pilidiophora, Heteronemertea, Lineidae. The transcript has 12 exons. Bases 224 to 2098 code for a protein of 624 amino acids. The record is from RefSeq and is a predicted model, not a curated record. Gene Ontology annotation, cellular component: cytoplasm. Gene Ontology annotation, molecular function: GTPase activator activity.